Diospyros lotus (date-plum) is the source of this 1229-nucleotide messenger RNA. RefSeq lists its product as uncharacterized. Gene Ontology annotation, cellular component: chloroplast. Gene Ontology annotation, molecular function: oxidoreductase activity. Lineage: Eukaryota; Viridiplantae; Streptophyta; Magnoliopsida; Ericales; Ebenaceae. The record is from RefSeq and is a predicted model, not a curated record.
AUGGGACAUACUAGCCCCUCUUUAAUGGCCACCGCGACACGUGUCCCGCCGGUACCCUUAGCUUCUCCUCCAAUUUCAGGCCAACAACGUCAACUUCCGAGCUACUGCUUCUUGGCGAAGUCCCUCCUCGUACCGGCAUUUCAAAGAACUUCAGCUCUUGUUACGUCUUCAUCGCCGUUUCCUUGGAAGUCAAGAAUUGAAAAGAGGGUUUACGUGGUUCCAGUGGCGAUGGCGAACUCGAACCCAAGCACAGCCCUUGUUUCGGGGGCUGGAGGAAGAACUGGACAAAUUAUUUAUAGGAAGUUGAAGGAGAGGUCAGAUACUUAUGUUGCCAGAGGCUUGGUCAGGACAGAGGAGAGCAAGGGGAGAAUUGGAGGUGCAGAUGAUGUUUUUAUUGGAGAUAUAAGGCAUUUUGACACCAUUGUUCCUGCAAUCCAAGGUAUUGAUGCUCUUAUAAUUCUCACUAGUGCCGUGCCAAAAAUGAAGCCGGGGUUUGAUCCAAGUAAAGGUGAGAGGCCCGAGUUCUAUUUUGAAGAUGGAGCAUAUCCUGAGCAGGUUGACUGGAUUGGGCAGAAGAAUCAAAUAGAUGCUGCUAAAGCUGCAGGAGUGAAGCAUGUUGUGCUUGUUGGUUCGAUGGGAGGAACGGACCCUAACCACCCAUUAAACAGCAUUGGAAAUGGGAAUAUUUUGAUCUGGAAGAGAAAGGCUGAACAGUAUCUGGCUGACUCGGGAAUCCCAUACACAAUUAUAAGAGCUGGAGGCUUGCAAGACAAAGAAGGCGGUGCGGAACUACUUGUUGGGAAGGAUGAUGAGCUUUUCCAGACAGGCAUGAGGACUAUUGCUAGGGCUGAUGUUGCAGAAGUCUGCAUUCAGGCCCUACAGUUUGAGGAGGCCAAAUUUAAGGCAUUUGAUCUUACCUCAAAGCCUGAGGGAACUGGCACACCAACAAAGGAUUUCAAGGCCCUCUUUUCCCUGGUCACAACUCGUUUUUGAUAUACAGCAGCAGGAGGUAUACAUUUGGAGCCAUGUUAUCCAUCUUCAGAGUUUUUUGGUAUUAAUGUUGUCCACUUUGUGUUGUGCCCUGGGAUUUUGAUCUAAAAAGUAACAUAAUUUGAGCAAGAAUUAACUCGUAUGCAUUGUUUACCAAAAGCAUGUAUGUUGUUAUGUGACAGUUGAUUAAUAUUUUUCAAGUCAAAUUAAUAUCUAUAAGGGGCAUUCCUUGAAUUUUA